AUGUUGUACAAAAACAGAAACAUGAAAUUCUGGUGGUUUCUAAUCCUGGUGGUAUGCUCUACGUGGUUGAGUACCGGCCAUGGAGCUGUAAUUGGUCAAGAACUUUGCAACUGCCAACCUACAUUGAUUAGAACACCAAAAAUAUUAAUUCCUAAACCUGGUCAACGUGUCAUCUGUACUAAAAUACCGGGUGCUCAAGAAUACACACCAAUAAAAAAUGCAUGCACUUGUGUAAACACACGGGUGAUGCCGGCCUCGAUGGCCGCAAAUCAGGCUCAAGUAGAGAGCUGCAAUGGUGGUGGCGUGGAUGCGGCACUGCCUCUGUUCGGUGAACGAGGUGGCGCGUUUUUCCCGGAAACCACGUGUGGGGCAGCUUCACCGCUCGCCGGAACUCCGGUAUUCCAAGACACGCCCGGCCCGAACGGCAUAGACGAACCAGCAGCGGAUCUGACCGGAAACGGGUGCUGUGGCCCACCCACGGCCAUUGCGGUGGAUCCCGUGUCGCUGAUGCUGGCGCAGGCCGAGGCCAAUCGGUGCCGGGGUGACGUGCGCGAAGGACGUUUGGCAUUCGGGCAGGUCGCCAUGCCAAGAGACGCAUUGCCACCACCACGGACCGUUUCGGACGUCAACGAGGAGGGCCUCUAUGCGCUGGACAAGGCCAUCGUCGAGCUGAAGACAUGCAAGUCGCGGUUCGCGGACGACGUAACCGCGCUGGCAACGGAAGCCGACGCACUGCUGGCACUCGAGGACGACGCCCUGCAACCCGUGGACGAUGCCGGACCUGUAGUAACGCUGCCCAGUUACGCAGACGUUGGCUACCAGACCGAAACGCCAUCCUGUUCGCCACUGGUGGUCGGUCCGAUCGCAAAGCCCAGCGGUAGCACCACUUGCACCGUGUACGACGACACCGGUGCGACGCCAACGCUGACUACGGAUUCUACUGUAGGAUACUCGUCGUCGGGAUGCCGUUGCAGUAGCAAUAAUUCGUCAUCGCAGAAACGGUGCUCGUGUAGAAAGUGUUCGUGUGGCAAGUGCUCGUCCAGCAAGUGCUGGCAUUAA
Rhopalosiphum maidis (corn leaf aphid) is the source of this 1059-nucleotide messenger RNA. RefSeq lists its product as uncharacterized. The record is from RefSeq and is a predicted model, not a curated record. The transcript has 3 exons. NCBI's taxonomy places the organism in Eukaryota, Metazoa, Arthropoda, Insecta, Hemiptera, Aphididae. The coding region runs from base 1 to 1059 and encodes 352 amino acids.